AUGGAAUCGAUGGAGCUCAACUACCCCGUGCCAUGCGUGCCUAAAUAUGGCAGACGCGGCUCAGUCUAUCAAGACAUGGCAGACCUGCUCCUCCUCAUCCUGCUUCCCUUGCUUCUCCUUUUCUUCAUCCUCCUCCAUGCCUCCCCCAUCAAAGCCCUCCUCACGACGGCCAAGUUGGUUCUAGCGCCGGAGCUCUCCACGGUGUGGAAGCCGCAGCCCGCUAGUAUCUUUGUCACCGACCAUGAGACGGCGCACAGCCUUCUCGUGCGCGGCAGCGCCGGCGGCUCCUUCUCCAACCGCCCACCGUCCAUUUCUCCCAGCGCCAUCCUCUCGCACCGUCAAUACCAGAACAUCACCUCCGCUCCCUACGGUGAGCACUGGCGCGCCAUUCGUCACAACCUCACAUCGGAGGUCCUCCACCCAACGCAGCUCCACCGGCACGCGUCAGCGCGCCGCCGUGCACUACAUGGUCUUGUCGUGGACCUCGCCGAGCAGAGGAAAAACGGCGUGGUUCACGCGGCGGAGAGCAUCCGCUACGCUAUGUUUGGCCUGGUGGCCAACAUGUGUUUCGGCGACAACAUCAACAAUAACCGCGUCCGUGCCAUGGCCGACGCUCAGAGUGACCUCGUCAAGUCCCUAUCUACGGCGCGCGUGUUCGCGCACGCGAAGCUCCCCGCACUGACCAGGCUCAUUUAUCGUAAUCGGUGGAAGAAGCUAGCCGCCUUGCGACAGCAGCAGGAGGAGACGUACCUACCACUCAUCAACUCCCGUCGCGGCCGGCACCGGCGACCCAGCGAGACGCCGGUGUAUGUGGACACACUCAUCGAUCUCACGGUGCCGGACGACCACAGUCAGGACCCAAGGCGGCAUCGGAGAAGGCAGUCCGAUGGUGAACUCGUCGGCAUGUGCUCCGAGUUCCUUGGUGCUGGAACUGAAACAACAGCAUCAGCGCUGCAGUGGAUCAUGGCCAACUUGGUGAAGCGUCCCGACAUACAGGAGACCGUCCGGAAGGAGAUCAAUGCCAUCGUGGGUGCGGACGCCGAGGAAGUCAGCGAGGUUGUUCUUGGAAAGCUGGAGUACCUGCAUGCUGUGAUCAUGGAGGCACUCCGGCUGCAUCCGCCGACGUCUUUUGCGUUCAGGCAGGUGAUGGAAGAGGAUCAUGUGGUUCACAAUGGCCAGCCUAUUCUAGUGGGCACAAAAGUGUACUUCCCACUGGCUGCUAUAGCACGAGACAUGACAGCGUGGGAUAACCCUGACAAGUUCAAGCCACAACGGUUCCUGUCCUACAAGGAUGCAUCCCAAGGAACCGACGGCACGAUCAAAAUGAUGCCUUUCGGCGGUGGUCGGAGGAUGUGCCCUGGUAGGGGUGUCGCAAUGCUGCACUUAAGCUACUUCACCGCCAACCUUGUGAGGGAGUUCCGGUGGAGGGAGGGAGAAGGUGAACGUGCCGUUGAUCUCCGACCUCAUGUUGAGUUCUUCACUGUCAUGAAGCGGCCAUUGCGUGCUCACCUAGAGCUUGAAAGGACAGAGAUCAAAACUAGUUAA
Triticum turgidum subsp. durum (durum wheat) is the source of this 1545-nucleotide messenger RNA. NCBI's taxonomy places the organism in Eukaryota, Viridiplantae, Streptophyta, Magnoliopsida, Poales, Poaceae. The record is from the annotation of a GenBank genome assembly.